Molecule: messenger RNA, 1133 nt
Organism: Fomitopsis serialis
Lineage: Eukaryota; Fungi; Basidiomycota; Agaricomycetes; Polyporales; Fomitopsidaceae
Exons: 3
Coding region: 351-974 (207 amino acids)
Biological process (GO): error-free translesion synthesis; error-prone translesion synthesis
Cellular component (GO): nucleus
Molecular function (GO): DNA-directed DNA polymerase activity; deoxycytidyl transferase activity
Source: RefSeq, a predicted model, not a curated record
CUGGUUCGUGGGCCCCUCGGGCAUUCAUACUACUACUAACACUUGCUCUUCACUCUGUUCCCCCCUCUCAAAUAUCGCUUCAUCUGGCAUGCUGGGUAUCUGAACAACCAAUCUGCAGUGAUUUUUGGUGUAUAUAGUCUCCCCUCUACGGCCCGAUGGACAAGUUUUAUCAGUAACGAAGCCGGCAGCGAACCGUGAACGCAAUGAAGACAAGAACAAGAAUACAGAACGUGCCAAUCUUCGCUACAAUCCCUAUGGUGUGAAGAAGGCGACGAGCGACGCUUUGAUAUUGGAAAGAGAAGAAGAAGACCGAGAAGUGAGCUGGUAUCAGUUCUCAAUGCGUUCGUCGAAUGAACCCGCUCGUUUCGAACAGGAUACUUGCCCCUCUGUUCAAGGACGGGGCAACGCCAUCUUCGUCCGCAUUGACCAAGCACUUGCUCCACACGCUUCCGGAGAAGUCGAACCCUAUCACACAUUCCGACAUCUAUCAUCGGACAGAUCAUAUUGUGUCUGCCGCUACGGGGCACCAGCGCUCAGAUGGCCGCGGCCAACUGAAUAGGAGCUAUGUGGCCUCGCGGUCGGAGAAACUCAGGCAACAACUACCAGAGCGACUUGAAGGCCCCGAGGGUAAUAUCCUCCAGGGUGUCAGGGUUUAUAUCAACGGCUAUCUCGAAGACACGACAGACAUUGAGAUGAAGCGAAUUGUGACUCUGGCCGGAGGUCAAAUGCUUCAGACCGCUUCCGGUGCGACACAUGUCUUAACGUCGCAGCAGCUCAGCGGAUCCAAGACGCAGAAGCUGCUGACUAGGCGCUCAAAGAUCAAAGCCCAUGUUGUUAGGCCUGAAUGGGUGACGGAUAGCAUCGAGGCAGGGAAACGGCUACAGGAGCGGGAUUACGCCGUGGUUAUGGACACGUCCUCCCGAAGUGUAGCGAAUAUGUUCCGCGUCGACAACGGACAAGGACAGCCGAGCUGAUUUAUUGUGUAUUUAUGAUGACGGCGACAGAUGGUCACGACGCUUCUCCAUCCGCAUACCCACUUGUAGCCUUAUUCAAGGACUCUUCAUAUUUUCAAUACGGUUGGCUCCAGCUUUAUGUUCUCGCCGACUCGCAAUGACUGCAAUGCUAUACUGCCU